Messenger RNA from Endocarpon pusillum Z07020, 1575 nucleotides. RefSeq names its product 60S ribosomal export protein NMD3. Gene Ontology annotation, cellular component: cytoplasm; nucleus. The transcript has a single exon. The coding region runs from base 1 to 1575 and encodes 524 amino acids. The record is from RefSeq and is a predicted model, not a curated record. Gene Ontology annotation, molecular function: ribosomal large subunit binding. NCBI's taxonomy places the organism in Eukaryota, Fungi, Ascomycota, Eurotiomycetes, Verrucariales, Verrucariaceae. Gene Ontology annotation, biological process: ribosomal large subunit export from nucleus.
AUGUCGAUGGACAUUGACCAGCCAGUGGCACUUCCGUCUAUCCAUUCAAACCAGACCGCGGCCACUAUUCUAUGCUGUAACUGCGGCGCACCGAUCGAUGGCACUUCCUCUGCUGGUGCCCUCUGCUAUGACUGUGUAAAGCUUACGAUAGAUGUUUCCGCGGGCAUACAACGCGAAGCAACAUUACACACAUGCAAAGAUUGCGAACGAUGGUUACAACCACCAAGUCAGUGGAUGACAGCGGCGCCGGAAUCGAGAGAGCUGCUAGCUCUGUGUUUAAGGAAGCUUAGAGGUCUCAACAAAGUCCGUAUCAUUGAUGCUAGCUUCUUAUGGACCGAGCCACAUUCCAAGCGAAUCAAGGUCAAGAUCACUGUACAACAGGAGGUCUUCGAGGCAACGAUAUUGCAGCAGACAUUCGAGGUGGAGUAUGUGGUCGCAUCGCAGCAGUGUCCUGACUGCGCUAAGUCAUAUACCGCAAAUACGUGGCGAGCUGUUGUUCAGGUGCGGCAGAAAGUGCCUCAUAAGAGAACAUUUCUAUACUUAGAGCAGCUCGUGUUGAAGCAUGGGGCCCACAAAGACGCCAUCAACAUCAAGGAGGUCAAAGAUGGUCUUGAUUUCUUCUUCGCCCAGCGGAAUCAUGCUGAGAAAUUUGUUGACUUCCUCACCUCAGUCGCUCCCGUAAGAGCCAAAAAGUCCCAAGAGUUGAUCUCCACAGACAUUCACACCUCUUCGAAAUCUUACAAAUUCACCUUCUCCUGCGAACUUGUGCCGAUAUGCAAGGACGACCUGGUCGCUUUACCAUUCAAGCUUGCCAAAUCGAUUGGCAACAUCGCACCGCUUUCGAUCUGCUACAGGGUUGGCACAUCUGUCAAUGUGAUAGAUCCCAAUACUCUUAAAACAGCAGACAUACCUGCGGCAAUCUAUUGGCGGGAUCCUUUCAAGUCCCUUGCAGACGUUCAGGAGCUAUCAGAAUUCAUUGUUCUCGACAUAGAGGCUGUGGGCCACCAGAAUGGGCGAUUCUUUCUUGCCGAAGCCACUGUUGCUAAAGCAUCGGACCUCGGUGUCAACGAUAGGACGUACUUUGUACGAACACAUCUCGGCGGCGUUCUGCACGCUGGCGACUCUGUGCUCGGCUAUCAUUUGACAGGGACGAACUUCAACAAUCGACAUUUUGAAGCACUCGAGCUAAGCAACUCCUACUCAUCAACCAUACCUGACGUAGUACUGGUCAAGAAGUACUAUGCAAGGAAGAAGAAGUCGAAGAACCGCAACUGGCGACUCAAGCGUAUGGGCAAGGAUGAAGGAGAGCUUUUACCAAAGAAGGCAGACCAGGACAGGCUGGAGGCUGAUUUCGAGAUGUUCUUACGGGAUGUGGAGGAAGAUCCCGAGCUAAGACAGACGCUUGCGGUGUACAAAGCCAAUCAGCGGAAGGCAAAGGGUGAGAUGACUGGAGUGGAGCAAGAUGUAAUGAGCAUGGCGGAAACGGAGGAUACUGAAGACGAGCAGGUACCGAAGAUUAACAUGGAUGAGCUGCUGGAGGACUUUGAUGAGCUUAAUGUACAUGAUAUGGGUUGA